CCGGGCUCGGCCCGGCCCGCGACGGCUCGCCGCCGACGAGUGCGCUCGCGCUGCUCGUCAAAAAUGGCGGCGGUGGCGAUUGCGGCGACGGUCGUUCAGUCGUACAGAGCUCAGGCGUCGGUCCACGGUCGUCUGUCGUCUGUUGUCGCAUUCGCACACGCGCGCGCCGCGCGACCCGCGUCGCUCCGCGAGGGCAUGGGCCUUCCGCGAUUCGAUCCCGCAGCCAAAAGCUGCUCGCUCGCGGCCGACUCUACCAUCGCGGCCGCAGCUGUUGAGCUCUCCAGAAGACUGCCUGGCGGUCCGCUGUACUACAAGGAUGUGCUGACUCGAUUCUACCUCGAAUUCUUCUACCCCCACGACUCGGAACACGAAUAUCACCCGAGAGCAGCUGAGCCUGCCUCUCCCUCUGGCCUCGCCUCCCUCUCCUUCACCCUUCAGGCAUUCGUGGCAUCCUAUGGGUCGUCCAGAGUAUCGACCUCUGGCGAGUCAGCCAGCCCCACUCCAAGUGCUCCCCACUUUGUCUUUGAGGGCGCCAUGAAGUACAGCGAUCGCCACCUCGCUGGUCUCUCCGCAGGCCCCCCCGACUGCGUCGAACUCAUCGGCGCGGGCUCUCUCGGCUACGGGACCGGCCCCAGCUUCGGCUGA
Molecule: messenger RNA, 645 nt
Organism: Emiliania huxleyi CCMP1516
Lineage: Eukaryota; Haptophyta; Isochrysidales; Noelaerhabdaceae
Exons: 3
Source: RefSeq, a predicted model, not a curated record